Molecule: messenger RNA, 1958 nt
Organism: Eupeodes corollae
Lineage: Eukaryota; Metazoa; Arthropoda; Insecta; Diptera; Syrphidae
Product: RING finger protein 37
Exons: 1
Coding region: 213-1496 (427 amino acids)
Biological process (GO): protein polyubiquitination
Cellular component (GO): nucleus
Molecular function (GO): ubiquitin-ubiquitin ligase activity; ubiquitin protein ligase binding
Source: RefSeq, a predicted model, not a curated record
UCAAAACACCCAACCAAACCGAAUACGAAAAAACGCCAUAUCUCUCUUCGCCCCUGUGGGUUUAAUUGUUUUUUAAGCUGCUAGCUGUGAUUUUUUCGUUCCGUUCUUUUUCCUUGUCUCUAGAUUAUCGUACAAUCGGUGAAAAAAGGCGAGCGACGCCAUUGUAAAUCAUAAAUUAAGUUCAUUGAAUAUUUUCCCUGCAAAAUCCAGCAAUGAGCUUAAUCAAUUUUCUCAACGCAAAACUCAAGCCCUUGGUAGAGAGUGAAGCCAUUUGUGAGGAUGCUUACUCCAUUAGUAAUCUGAUUGCGGACGAUGUCCAGCAGCUGAAUCGAGGGUUUAUGGCCUUUAAUGUGACCAAACCACCGGUGGACAUUUUCUUUGAGUUUCCCAAGGCCAUUGAUCUGAAAAUCAUCAAAAUCUGGAACACAAUUGGGUCGAUGAGGUCAACAGCAUUCGAGAUACACGGUAAGGUGGACGGGGUGUACGAGCGAGUGGGCUAUGUAAGAGAUCUGCGUGGAGAUUCGGUCACAUUUUGCUAUCAGAGUGACUACUCAAGUCGAAACAGCAAUCAGCAAUGCGAGAAGGCCUUCUUCUUCAAGACAGCCAGCAAGAUUCUCUCAAAUUGCACCACUAUCAAGGUCACAAUCAAGGCAACGCAGCGCUGCCCACCCGUUUUACAGAAGAUCCAGAUCUGGGGACUGCCAGCAAAGAGCCUCGAGAAAGCAGAUCGGGAACUCGUGAAAACCAUAUGGAAUGAGGUCAUCAAUCCACCAGGCGCUCGGGAACGCGAAAAGGGGCAACGUUCGCCUUCGAGAAACUUCCCCGAGUUGUGUGAGUCAUCGCAGCUGCGAGUUCCAGAAGAAUUCCUCGACGCCAUCACAUGGGAGUUGAUGGUCUUCCCGACUGUAUUGCCCUCGGGAAAGGUGGUUGACCAAUCGACAAUUGACAGACAUUCGGAGGUCGAGGCCAAAUGGGGUCGACUGCCUUCGGAUCCCUUCACAGGCCUGGAAUUCUCGUCACACCGCAAAGCUAUCCUCGAUCUGGCACUGAAGGCGCGCAUCGAGAAGUUCCUCAUGGAGAAUUCGGAACACUUCAAGACUGUCCCUCGCACACUGGGCAGCAGUCGGGUGCGUCGCAGCAAAAAUCGCCACGCCUCAUCCUUCGCCAGCGACCGCGAUCCAUCAAUCACGCCUUGCAAACGACAGAAACUCGAAGACUCGCUCUAUCGACCGUCGAUGCCCCAUCCCACGACUCUCACCUCCAACGUCGACACAGCCAUCAGCAUGGCCCUACAGAGAAUCACCCGAUUCACCACCAAGCCGGCCGAGAUCAAGCGCACCACCUGCAUCGGCUGCAAAUCCGAAGACUACUCAUACGAGAUCCAGACUUGCAAGCAUCUGGUGUGCCGUGUGUGCCUCGUCCACCUGACCCGUGACCAAAUGUGCACAUGCAAGACCAGCUUCAGAUCCUCGGAUGUCGAACGACAUCAUAAGUAAACAUCGUCGUCGUCGGUAUGAGCAGUGAGCACAACCCAACCACAAGGAGGAACCAACAAAAACCGUGCCUGUGGCGUUCUAGGAAAUACUUUUAUUUUACUUUCUGUUUUAAGUUUUCUCCUUCUCCCUACGAGAAGAACGUAGAGUGUACUGUAGACCCAUGAGCUCUCGUCUAUCUAUCUAUCAUCUAUUACUGUAUCUGUAUCUCUUCUUAUGAACUCAUGAGUACGCUACAACCAGGUAUUCUUACACACUACUAGUAAUGUUAAGCGAUCAUUUAUUAACCAAGAAGUUAGUCAAUAGAUAAUAAUAAUAUAGAUUCAUAAUUCAUAAAAUAAAAAUACAAAAACAAAACAUAUAUUGGGAAUUAUAAUGUUACGAACAAAAAUAAACAAAAAAAGAAAAUUAACCUUAAAUUAAAAAACAAUUAAUAAAAAAUUAAAUUUUCUGCUUUUGCGAAGA